AUGGAACAGAAUUGUUUAUUAAGUAGUCUGUUACUCCCUAAAGAUAACGAUGAUGAUCGACAUUUGCCUGCUAAAACAAAUCAUUUAUGGGGUCGAAAUCGUGACCUACAGACUAACUUUGUCGAUAAAAAGAAGCAACAUUAUUCAUUCGACAUUUUCAUCAAAAUGAUUCUCAAGGAUCAUUUCAAUUUGCCAUCUGAAAAUUCUAGUGCUAAAUCUACGCAUGAAUUAACAGAAAAUUUCAAAUUGCUAAAAAGUGAUAAACUAAAACAAUUUGCAGUUGUAGAAGAGAAACGUUCCAAAUUGUAUAAAUCAUUAAUAGCAAAAGUUAAUUCAAAUUGUAUUGAUGAAAAACUUUUUUCUGCUUUACCCUGUGAAGUAUAUCCUCCUCCUCCUCCUUCUAGUUCGGUGAAUAAAACCCCACUUUCACCUUAUCGAAUAAAUGGACAUCAAAAUGUUUCUAUUGGUAGCAAUACGAUUAUGACUAAUUCAAGAUAUCAUAGAUCAAAGUUAUCUGCUCGUAGUUCAGGAACAACCGAAGGUACAAUAACUGAAAUAACCUCCACAGAUGGUAACACUACUACUACUACUACUACUACUACUACUAAUAAUAAUAAUACUAAUGAAAGGAAGGAUGAAUUAACUACAAUGAAUCUCAUGAAUUUAUCAAACCGUGCUAAAGCUUUGUCGCUAUACAGUUUUCCUCAUAUUAUUAAAAGUGUAGAAUUAAAAGCCUACAAUCUGUAUGAACGUAAAGCUAGACAAAUGAGACAAGUUGUAGGCAGACGUAUGUAUUCAGAUGCUGAACGUAAAAAUGCCUGUCUUCAACGUCAAAUUAAAGAAGAUAUAAUUUUAUCCGAGAAAGUGAAAGCUGAAGCUGAGAAGCACUUUCACAAAUUGAAAUCAAUCAAAAGUCGACAACUGCCUGAUCAUUCCAGAAGUAAUUGUGUAUCAAAUCUCUCUGAAAAUACAACAAGCAUUUCAAGUAAAUCGUCUAUCAAUUCAACAGUUGGUAACAACACUGUCACGGAUAAAUCUGAUCAGCUGUCAGCAUACAGCACUACUACUCUUGAAGAUAAAUUGUAUCCAACUCCCUGUGGAUCAUUCAUGUGUAAUGAGAAUACUAAUUCAAAUAACUCAAUAGAUUGUAGUAAUAAGCAUAGAAAACAACAACUUGAAUCCACUGAUGAUUACGAUGAAGUACUGUCUAUGUGGCAUUCUUUACUCACUCAGCUGAAUAAGAAGGAAUUACCUAAUCUUUGUCUUUGUAUGCGAUACAGUAGUAAUAAUGAUGGUGUAUACACUGGUCGAAUACCACCAUGGUUGGAGUGUGCUAGUAAUUGUCGAUUUUACCAAAAACCUGAAGCCUUCUUGAAGUCUUUAACCGACUACAUACAAUCACAAAAUUAG
Messenger RNA from Trichobilharzia regenti, 1410 nucleotides. The record is from the annotation of a GenBank genome assembly. Lineage: Eukaryota; Metazoa; Platyhelminthes; Trematoda; Strigeidida; Schistosomatidae.